Messenger RNA from Strongylus vulgaris, 243 nucleotides. The record is from the annotation of a GenBank genome assembly. NCBI's taxonomy places the organism in Eukaryota, Metazoa, Nematoda, Chromadorea, Rhabditida, Strongylidae.
AUGAGCGAUGAAGUUUUUGCUGUUUUUGGCUUUGGCUUGGAUGUUGUGCGAUUGCAGCUCAGCCCUAUGCAAGUCAAUGGCAACGAAGCCAUUCGCGGACCAACCGCCUAUCCUGAGAUGCGUCAGCUCCUGGCCGAUAGUGUCCGAUGCCCAAUUGACGGACCAACAGCCUACCCUGGAAAGUGUCAGUCCUUCUUUGUUAAUAUGACCACGAACAAAAAGUCCUCCAUAGACGUGAAGUGA